AUGUUCCACUCUUAUGGCUUGGAUCGCCAUGCUGAUGAUGAUUUAUCAUCUUCCGAGAAAGAAGGAUCGGUGUGGAAAAUCAUUAAUAACUUUUCUCUUAAAGAUGUCAAGUCCAGAUAUUUACUUCAAUUUCCUCUGUAUCCAAUACAGUGGAUUUCGGAAAGCACUGACUGCCUAGAUCAUCACCUGAUCAACACGCAUUCAUCAAGUGCCACCAUCUAUUCUGCACCUUUUCAAAACAAUUGUAAUUUCCUAUUUUAUUAUGAAGUUAGAAUUUUAGAUUGUCCUACGGAUCAUCCAGUGUUUGGAUUUGGACUAGCUCCACCCUAUUUUGAAGAACAAGGAAUGGUUGGAUGGGACAAACAUUCGAUCGGUUAUCAUGCGGACGAUGGCAUAAUUUAUGACUCACACGGAUCUGGAUACAGCCAGAAAAUAUUCGUAAAGUUUGAAAAAGGAGAUUGUGUGAGCUUAUUGUGGUAUAACAAUGAGGUAUACUUUGCAAAGAAUGGACAAUUCUGCCCACAUUCGUCAAAGAGGCCAUUUAACAAGUUUAUGAAUUUGUGGGCCUCUAUUUCAACCAAUACAGAGGUCUCAUCGUUUCAAGUAGUGACAGAGCCACAAUAUUUUCGAUACUUGUCGCGAGACGUUUUUCAUUUCUUACCAGAGAAACAGGAUAGAAAGCUUUGCACAAGUAGCUCUUUAACAGAUGGUCAUUUAGAAGAUGUCUCAGUAGCCUCAUCCAGUUCCAAAGUGAUGUCAGCUUCUCAUCAAACUGGCCUCUCAGCUGAAGUUUCAAAUCUUGAUCAUGAGGGCCACAUGACGAAGGAGGAUCAAAAUUUGAUAUUACAAUUUCAACAAGAUUUCACAAAGCUCAUAAGCACAAUCAAAACAAAGAAUUCCGCAAACAGUGCACUCUACCAACAGGUACAAACUUUGAAGAAGGAAAAAGAGCAAUUGCAAAUUGCAAAUUUCACCUUGAAAGACUCUCUUCAAAAACAUGAAAAACAGCACAACGAGCAAAUACAAGAACUUGAAAAACUCAAAAAGACUCUUGUGGAAGAAGCUCAGCACCCAGAAAAGAGAGUUCAGAUCAGCAAAGACGAACUGUCACUCCUUCCACUCACAACAUUGCAAAACAUGAAAACUCAGAUGGAAUCAAAUCUCAAACAUAUUCAUGAUCUUCAAUUAGAGAGAGAGCCUCGGAGGAGGUACUAUGCACCAUUUGUUUGGUUGAGAAGAAAAAGAUCUUGUUCCUUCCUGUCGUCAUUUGUGCACGUGUGA
Naegleria fowleri is the source of this 1281-nucleotide messenger RNA. RefSeq lists its product as uncharacterized. The record is from RefSeq and is a predicted model, not a curated record. The coding region runs from base 1 to 1281 and encodes 426 amino acids. The transcript has a single exon. Lineage: Eukaryota; Heterolobosea; Eutetramitea; Acrasida; Naegleriidae.